Messenger RNA from Emericellopsis cladophorae, 2175 nucleotides. Its product is annotated as endo-beta-glucanase D-like protein. The transcript has 6 exons. Gene Ontology annotation, cellular component: endosome; plasma membrane. Gene Ontology annotation, molecular function: GTP binding; GTPase activity. Gene Ontology annotation, biological process: protein secretion; protein localization to plasma membrane; regulation of exocytosis. Lineage: Eukaryota; Fungi; Ascomycota; Sordariomycetes; Hypocreales; Bionectriaceae. The coding region runs from base 1 to 2175 and encodes 724 amino acids. The record is from RefSeq and is a predicted model, not a curated record.
AUGCCCAAGGACGGCGCAACAUCGACUGCACCCAUCUAUCCACUGACUGGCAAUGACAUGGCCUGCGGUCGUGAUGGCGAGGACGCCGUGCCAUUCAUCUGCCCAGCCACGGGUGGUUCCACGCUCACCUUUGAGUUUCGCGAAUGGCCCAACGCCGAGAAGCCUGGGUCGAUUGACGAAUCCCACCAGGGGCCCUGCUCCGUCUACCUGAAAAAAGUAGACGAUAUGUUCUCCGAUUCUGCGGCCGGCGACGGCUGGUUCAAGAUCUGGGAGGACGGCUACGAUGCCGACACGGGCAAGUGGUGUGUCGACACUCUCAUCGAAAACAAUGGCCUCUUGUCCGUGGACCUGCCCACUGGCCUCCCGAGCGGCUACUACCUCGCCCGUCCGGAGCUGCUGGCUCUGCACCAAGCGUAUAGUGGGGACCCGCAGUUCUACCAGUCCUGCGCGCAGAUCUUCAUUGAGAACGGGCCGGAGACCGAGCUCGCCAUCCCAAGCGAGUACGCGGUCAGCAUCCCCGGCUACAUCGAGGCGGAUCACCCCGGCUUGACGUUCAACCUGUACUCGGACUCGCCGACGGACUACAAGAUCCCCGGGCCACCCGUGUACAUUCCCGUCUCGUCGUCCUCUGGCAAGAAGCAGAUUCAGUCUGAAGGAGCCAUCCCGGACAGCUGCAUCCUGAAGAACGGCAACUGGUGCGCCAAACCGGUGCCCGCGUCCAGCGACGUCGAGAGCUGCUGGGACAGCGUCGAUGAUUGCUGGGCGCAGGCGGAGCAGUGCUGGGACUCGGCGCCCGUGUCCGGUGGCGCCGGCUGUGAAGUCUGGGCCGACUACUGCACGAGUCUUGGCUCGGCAUGCGAGGCUGGCGACUACAACGGUCCAGCCAAGUUCGCCGGCGAGGAAGUCUUUGCGCCUUUGCCGGGUGCGAUCCCCGAAUCCUAUGGCAAUGUGUUUGAGACGACCAAGGUCACCACUGGCGUUGGCAAAGUGGUCGAGGACGAGGAGGCCGCACCCAGUGAGCCCGAGGAUGUCGAGGAGCCAGCCGUGUCUGAGCCCGUGCUUGACCCUGCCCCUGAGCCUGAACAGCCUGAGCCUGAACAGCCUGAGCCUGAACAGCCUGAGCCUGAACAGCCUGAGCCUGAACAGCCUGAGCUAGUGGUCUCUGAAGACGGUCGCUGUGGUGGCGAGACUGGCCAAACCUGUGACUGUAAGGAAGCGGACGCCAUCUACAGCUCUGUCACCUACCAACGCUCCCAUUACGACAUGUACAAGCGCACCCCGGAGAGUCUCUACGCCGUCGGCUACCUCACUGGCAGCGUCAAGGGCGAGCUUGUGGAUGUUGACAAGGAGAUAGAAAAGGGGUACAGCCACAUGUCCACCACCAGCGAGUCGGCCUGCAACACAGUCGAGCGCGGCGCCCCCGAUUUCAACGACUCCUUCACUGCCUGCCUGCCUUCCAAGCGACCUCUACCGAAGUCUCCCCCACGAAAGCACGCCCGACCGAUCUUCCAGAACCACCCGCGCCUCAUCUCCCAAGCAGACGGACGGACGCACUCGCCCAUCAUGUCGAGUAAUCGCAACUAUGACUUUCUCAUCAAGCUCCUCCUCAUAGGUGACUCGGGCGUCGGCAAAUCAUGCUGUCUCCUGCGCUUCAGCGAGGACUCCUUCACCCCCUCGUUCAUCACCACCAUUGGCAUCGACUUCAAGAUCCGCACGAUUGAGCUCGACGGCAAACGUGUCAAGCUCCAGAUCUGGGACACGGCGGGCCAGGAGCGCUUCCGCACCAUCACCACCGCCUACUAUCGCGGUGCCAUGGGCAUCCUGCUCGUGUACGAUGUCACCGACGAGCGAUCAUUCAACAACAUCCGCACAUGGUUCGCCAACGUGGAGCAACACGCCACCGAGGGCGUCAACAAGAUUCUCAUUGGCAACAAGUGCGACUGGGAGGACAAGCGCGUCAUCAGCACCGAACAGGGCCAAGCCCUCGCCGACGAGCUCGGCAUCCCCUUCCUCGAGGUCUCCGCCAAGAGCAACAUCAACAUUGACAAGGCAUUCUACUCGCUGGCCGCCGACAUUAAGAAGCGUCUCGUCGACAACUCCAAGAGCGAGCAGUCGGCGAGCACAGGCGUCAACGUCGGCGACAAGGCGAGCAGCGGUGGCAGCAAGUGCUGCUGA